This is a messenger RNA of Aureobasidium musti, 4017 nucleotides long. The record is from the annotation of a GenBank genome assembly. Lineage: Eukaryota; Fungi; Ascomycota; Dothideomycetes; Dothideales; Saccotheciaceae.
CCCUUCUGCCAAAACAAUAUGGAUCCCGUGCGUGAGGGACAUCAUGGCUCAGACUCAUCGAGCAGCGGCGACACCGUCAACGUCGAAGUCACCAACUACGAAAAGACACAAUUAGGCCAGNGCACCGCUGCCGCUUGCACCUGCGCCUGCGCCGGCAGUACCGGUCAACGAGAAAAGACGAAGAAGAACAAGAAGAACAAGAGCCAGGAUGAGAAGAAAGACAAUGAUAGCGACGAUGAGGGCGAAGAUCCCUUUGCUCAUUUACCCGAGCAUGAGAAGGCUGUCUUGAAGCGUCAACUGGACAUCCCGGCCGUCAAAGUCACCUACUUCAUGUUGUUCCGUUAUGCAACAUUCAACGACAAACUCCUUAUGGUGCUCAGUGCACUUUCUUCCAUAAUAGGAGGCGCCUUGCUGCCUCUCAUGACAAUCGUGUUCGGUGGUUUAACAACAACUUUCAAAGACUUCUUUCUGAAAACUAUCACCAAAGAACAUUUCAAUCACGAGUUGUCGAGAUUCAGUCUUUACUUCUUAUACCUGGCUAUCGGAGAGUUCGUCUUCGUGUAUAUUGCCACAGCUGGAUUCCUCUACACUGGUGAGCAUGUCUCUGGAAAGAUUCGCGAGAACUUCUUGAAGGCUAUUCUUCGUCAAAAUAUUGCGUUCUUUGAUCAACUUGGUGCUGGAGAAAUCACAACCAGAAUCACGUCGGACACCAAUCUUGUCCAGGACGGUAUUUCCGAAAAGGUUGGAUUGACACUUACUGCUCUUGCCACCUUUGUCACUGCCUUCGUUGUGUCGUUUAUCAAAGACUGGAAACUCACAUUGAUCCUAAUGUCGACUGUUUUUGCAAUCGUAUUCACCAUGGGCGGUAUGAGCGGAUUUAUCGUCAAGUUCAACAAAGCAUCUUUGUCCUCUUAUGCUGAGGGCGGCACCGUAGCUGAAGAAGUCAUCAGCUCCGUCAGGAAUGCUAAAGCCUUCAACACAGAAGCAAAAUUGACUAGAGCGUAUGAUGCGCAUCUUGCUGUAGCUGAGAAAUGGGGUUUCAAGAUGAAGGCCGUCACUGGAUCCAUGAUUGGCUUCUUGAUGUGUUACGUCUAUCUGAACUACUCUCUGGCUUUCUGGAUGGGUUCUCGUUAUCUCGUUAGCGGACGAAUCCAGGUUGGUGAUGUUCUUACUAUCAUCCUCAGUAUCAUGAUUGGAGCUUUCGCUCUCGGUAACGUGGCUCCCAACAUCCAGGCCUUCACGACCAGUGUUGCCGCCGCAGCUAAGAUUNUUGCUACCAUUGACCGUGUCUCUCCCCUGGAUCCCGCCUCCGAAUCAGGAGAGACUUUGAAGAGCGUUGAAGGUCAUAUUGAGCUGCGCAACAUCCGUCAUAUCUACCCCUCUCGUCCAGAAGUCACUGUCAUGGAAGACGUUAGUCUCGUUGUUCCCGCUGGCAAGACAACUGCUUUGGUCGGUGAGUCAGGCUCGGGCAAGAGUACCAUUGUCGGUCUUGUUGAGCGCUUCUACGACCCUGUGGGUGGUUGUGUUUACCUUGACGGCCAGGAUAUCUCCAGUCUCAACUUGCGCUGGCUCCGUCGCCAGAUUUCUCUUGUCAGCCAGGAACCUACUCUUNUUGCUACUACCAUCUUUGGAAACAUUCGUCAUGGACUUAUCGGAACUGCCUACGAGGCCGAGUCAGAAGAAAAAGUUCGUGAGCUUGUCGAGAACGCUGCAAGAUUCGCUAAUGCGCACGAUUUUAUUACUGGACUGCCUGAAGGCUAUGCUACCAACGUUGGUGAGCGCGGUUUCUUGCUUUCUGGAGGACAGAAGCAAAGAAUUGCUAUUGCCAGAGCCAUGGUCAGCGAUCCCAAAAUCCUUCUUCUCGAUGAGGCUACAUCGGCUCUAGAUACCAAGUCUGAGGGCGUUGUGCAAGCAGCUCUGGACAAAGCUGCUCUGGGCAGAACAACCAUUGUCAUUGCUCACAGACUUUCUACUAUCAAGGGUGCCGAUAACAUUGUUGUAAUGUCUCGCGGCCGCAUUGUAGAACAGGGCACUCAUGACGUUCUGCUCGAAAAGAGGGNNGGAGCUUAUUAUAAGUUGGUUGAAGCUCAACGAAUUGCUGCCGAGAACGAAAACAAGGACCAGGAAGAAAUCGCCAUCUUCGAUGAGAAAGACCAGAACCUCACCCGCGUGGCCACCAAGACCGAACAGCCAGAGAAUGAUCUCAAGCUUGCUCGUACUCAAACUGGCAAGUCGCAAUCUAGUAUCAUUCUUGCGAACAAGAAGGCUGAGGUCGAAAACCGCUAUUCUUUAUGGACUUUAAUCAAGGUCGUCGCGGCUUUCAACAGGCAAGAGUGGCUCUACAUGACCAUUGGAAUCAUCUGCUCUGUCAUUACCGGAGGCGGAAACCCGACUCAAGCCGUAUUUUUCGCUAAAGCUGUCACAGCUCUGUCUGGAGAUAACGAAACACCUGAACAGAAGGCCACGAUCCGAUCCCAGGCAAACUUUUGGUCCUGGAUGUACUUCAUGCUCGCACUGGUUCAGUUUUCUGCUUUCAUCAUCCAGGGUUAUGUCUUUGCUGUCUGCUCAGAGAGACUUGUCCACCGAGCUCGUGAACAGGCUUUCAAGACCAUGCUUCGCCAGGACAUCGCCUUUUUCGACAAGGAAGAAAACACUGCUGGUGCUUUGACUUCAUUCCUGUCUACAGAGACCACUCAUCUUGCAGGUAUGUCUGGUGUGACUCUGGGCACGCUUCUCUCCGUCAUAGUCACCCUUGUCGCUGCAUUCUCCGUGUCUCUGGCCAUUCAGUGGAAACUCAGUCUUGUCUGUAUCUCGACAGUCCCUAUCUUGCUUGCAUGCGGUUUCCUGCGCUUCUGGAUGCUUGCUCGUUUCCAGGCCAAAGCCAAGAAGGCCUACGAGAAAUCUGCCAGUUACGCUUGCGAAGCCACUUCUGCUAUUCGCACAGUCGCAUCCCNNCUGACAAGAGAAGACGACGUACACCUUCACUAUCAUGAUCAGCUCGUGGACCAAGAACGCAAGUCUCUAGUCUCCAUCCUGCGUUCUUCUAGUCUCUACGCUGCCUCUCAAUCACUCAUCUUCUGUUGUACAGCUCUCGGAUUCUGGUAUGGAGGUGCUGUAAUUUUCGGAGCUCAGUCUGCCGGCACCAUCUUCUCCUUCGCCCCCGAUAUGGGCAAAGCCAAACAAGCUGCUGCUGAGCUCAAGGCACUGUUUGACCGCAAGCCUGAGAUCGAUAGCUGGAGUGAGGACGGUGAAAAGCUUUCGAACGUCGAGGGUCACAUCGAGUUCAGAGAUGUUCACUUCCGUUAUCCUACUCGCCCCGAGCAACCCGUCCUUAGAGGUCUCAACUUGACUGUCAAGCCUGGUCAGUACGUCGCCCUCGUUGGUGCCAGUGGUUGCGGUAAAUCAACUACUAUUCAGCUCUUGGAGCGUUUCUACGAUCCUCUAGCUGGUGGUGUUUACAUUGACGGAAAGGAGGUUUCAAGCCUCAACGUCAACAACUACCGCUCCUGGAUCGCCCUCGUUUCGCAAGAACCCACUCUCUACCAGGGUACUGUGAAAGAAAACAUUCUUCUUGGUGCCGAUAGAGAGAACGUCCCACAGGAAGCCAUUGAACAAGCUUGUAAGGAUGCCAACAUUUACGACUUCAUCAUGUCCUUGCCGGAUGCUUUCGACACCAUCGUAGGUAGCAAGGGAAGCAUGUUGUCAGGUGGUCAGAAGCAGCGUAUUGCUAUUGCAAGAGCACUUNUGCGCGACCCCAAGAUUCUACUUCUGGACGAGGCCACUUCUGCCCUUGACAGUGAGUCCGAGAAGGUCGUUCAGGCUGCACUGGACAAAGCUGCUAAGGGUCGUACUACUAUUGCCGUCGCACAUCGUCUGUCCACGAUUCAACGUGCGGAUAUGAUCUAUGUGUUCGAUGCUGGAAAGGUCGUGGAGUCUGGCACACAUACGGAGCUUAUUCACUUGAGAGGACGCUACUGGGAGUUGGUUUCCUUGCAGUCACUGGGCAAGGCACAGUAG